This is a messenger RNA of Paramisgurnus dabryanus, 1503 nucleotides long. Lineage: Eukaryota; Metazoa; Chordata; Actinopteri; Cypriniformes; Cobitidae. The record is from RefSeq and is a predicted model, not a curated record.
AUGGAUCCCGCAGAUACAGAAUCUGGCUGUUCAGCGACCGCUCAGCUCUCCACUACUGCCCAGGAGGAGGAUUCGGCUUUCACUGCCCACCGCAACCACCAUGCCCGUUUACUCUUUGGCAUGCGGCAGAGAGGAGCAGAGAUCCGGUCCUUCGCCUCCAGGUUCUUGGAGGAGGCUCAACUUGCCGGGCUUAGCGGGAGAGAGCUAAAGGUGAUAUUUUAUGCCUGCCUCGAUGAGCCUCUCAGGUCCAGUGAGGUGGAGUUACUCAAGCCCUUGGACUUCAUCGACAUGGUCAACUACGUGAGGAACAGGCCUGAACCCAAGUCUAGACCCCUGUCACCUGUCCCAGAGGGCCGCGUUGUCGGGAGGAUGGUCCUGGAGAGCUCAGUACCCACCACAUCAAGCUCCAUAAGCUCCGCCCCGCCAGCCAGCCUUCGGGGUAGUCGUCUGGCGAUACGGGGAAGGGGCAUUCAGACCGGGGCGAUCAGGUUGGGGAGGUCGACUCUCAUCUCUCCAGCGCCGGAGACUACGCCCGCACCCGAUCUCCAUCCUGCAUUACCGGUCUCCAGACGGAGGAAGAAGAGGAAGAAGGACUCCUCCGCUCUUCAACCAACUGCCACCCCUCAGUCCUCUGAGAAGCAGCAGCCUCUGUCUGCCCCGCUGCAGCCCCUGCCAUCUGCGCAGCCUCCGCUGCAGCCCCUGCCGUCUGCGCAGCCUCCGCUGCAGCCCCUGCCGUCUGCGCAGCCAACCGCAGCAGCCUUUGUCUCUGUCCCGUCUCUGCUGCCGUCCGCAGCGGCCCCUGUCACUGUCCCUGUGUUGUCUCUGCAGCCGUCCGCUGUACCUCCUGUCAUUGUCCCUGCCUCGUCUCCGCUGCCGUCUGCAGCGGCUCCUGUGACUGUUCCUGUCUCGCCUCCGCGGCCGUCCGCUGCGCCCCCUGUCACAGUCUCCAUGUCGUCUCCGCCGCCGGACGCGGAGCCCCCCGUCAUUGUCCCUGCCUUGUCUCCGCUGUCGUCCGCAGCCUCCUCUGUCAAAGUCCCUGUGUCAUCUCUGCAGCCGCCCGCUGCACCCCCUGUCAGGUUUCCUGUUUCCCCUCAGCCUUUAAACCCUGACCUUGUUGUUCCUGCCUUGCCCCAAGCUGUUUCCUCCCCACGAAACCCUGUUAGGCCUGCCCGGCCUCCACGUACCCAACCCUCAGCUACUCCCCGGGGUCAGAAGGCUCGCCCUGUACCCAGUCCCAUCCCUCCUCCUGUGAACAUUGUUGUUCCCCCGCCCCCCCUCCCUUGUUUGUUGUUCUUGUUGUCCCACCCGAAUCCUCUAGUUGUUCUGUCUUGUCUUCCCUUCAGCGCACCCUCGCCGCGGCAUAGCCGCUGUCCAGCAGGAGGGUCCUACAGCACAUGUGCUGCUUGGCUUGCAGCAGCACACACUCGCCACGGCAUAGCCGCUGUCCAGCAGGAGGGUCCUUCAGCACUGAAGCUGCACGGCUUCUCCCUUCAGCACCACUAA